GAGGCGGCCGCGGGCCCGGCCGGCUCCGGGGGCGGCCACCGCGGGCCUCGCCCCGAGGAGCCCGCCGCAGGGGCCGGGAGCUGCGCCGAUGCCUCGGUGACGCUGGCAGGCUUCCAGGAAAGCGGCGAUGCUGAGUGUUGGGCGCUCUUGUACAACCAGCUGCACUCCCUGAAGGAGAACGUGGACAACCUGGCAAAGACUCGGUGCCCGCACGGGGAGCUGGCCCGCCCCCCGCCGCCCCGCGCGCCGGGCGCGGCGGCGGAGGAGGUCGCUGCGGCGGCUGGGACGGAGCUGCCUCUCGCUGCCGCCGCAGAGGGGCCCCGGAUGGUGCUGGACGCUUGGCGGGAGGACGUGCUCAGACCGCCCGAGCGGCGCCUCCCCGCCGCUCCGGCGGGCGCCGCCUGCGGCCGAGCCGCUCGCCGCCGCCG
Messenger RNA from Prorocentrum cordatum, 428 nucleotides. NCBI's taxonomy places the organism in Eukaryota, Dinophyceae, Prorocentrales, Prorocentraceae. The record is from the annotation of a GenBank genome assembly.